AGUCUUCUAAAAGGAUGCUGGGUGCUGCGGGAGAAAGGAAAGUGGCUGCCUUGGAGGCAAGAAGCUGACAGGCGAGAUGCUUAAUUAUCGUGGAAGUAAGUGCUUGUUACUGUGGAGUACAGCAUGCAGUGAGCGGGUCCUCCUUGGUGUCAGAGUGGGAUUUGUAGACAAUGCCGCCUUGUCAGCUCAGUGCUGGGUCAGCAGCAUCUUUCCAAACAAGGAUCUGGCAAGAAUUUAAAGGCCACCUCUUGUGUAAUUUACGGAGUCUUGGAAAAGGAUCUGCUGCCUUUCUUUUCAAGAUGUACGCAACCAUGCAGGAUUUCGUAGUCCGAAUCUAUCCCUGCUGUCUUCUGCCUGACGUGCUCAUGAGGAAGUUCGUUUUCCUGAUCGUCACCUGGAAAGAUGCUAACAGUUGUCUGUAAUCUUUGGGGAGACAUGGAGAGGGCUGCUCAGAGCAGCGUUUUGUUUCUGCCGUCAUCAUAAAUUAAUGUUGAUGGGAUGGAGGAGAUGGCACUGCUUAAGGAAAUACAGGCAUUUUGUGAAGUAGUAAAGGACUUGCAUCUUUAAGAGUAGGUGAAACUAGGGAGAGCUUGAGAAGAGGUGACAGUGAAUGUUGGAUUUACUCUGCAAUAUUCCUUGGCUGGAGAAAGCAUGGGAUUAUGGCAUUCACAGACUCCCAGUAAGACAAGUUCCAUUCAGUUUUUUCUGAAAGACAGCCAUCUAUUAAAGUGAAGCAAAGGAACUCUUGUGGAUUACAAUGUUUUGAAGAUCUGGAUUUUCAGUGAUUUGAAAAUAAGGCAUCAUUUAACCUUGUAAAUGAAAAAGCUUAAGACCUCAUACAACUGCUGUAUUUUCUGGAAACUGUUCUCCAAAACGGAAGUACACAUUUGAAAUAUAGAUAUGAUGGUCCCUUCUGCAGGGAUUUAAUUCUAAUUACUUUUACAUCAUGACCAGUUUGAAACGGUCACAGACAGAAAGGCCUAUUGCCACUGACAGGGCUUCUGUUGUUGGUACAGAUGGCCCCCCCAAAGUCCACACUGAUGACUUCUACAUGCGUCGCUUCCGGUCCCAGAAUGGCAGCUUAGGAUCAUCAGUUAUGACUCCUGUAGGGCCCCCUCGAAGUGAAGGUUCUCACCAUAUAACCUCGACUCCUGGAGUCCCCAAGAUGGGGGUUAGGGCAAGGAUUGCAGAUUGGCCUCCAAGAAAGGAAAACAUAAAAGAAUCGAGCCGUUCAAGCCAGGAAAUAGAAACCUCAAAUUGCCUUGAGAGCAUGUCCUCCAAAAGCAGUCCUGUGAGUCAGGGAAGUUCUGUUAGCCUAAAUUCCAAUGACUCAGCCAUGCUGAAGAGCAUACAGAGCACACUGAAGAGCAAGACCAGACCAUCGGAGAACAUGGACUCCCGAUUCCUCAUGCCUGAAGCCUAUCCCAGCUCCCCCAGGAAAGCCCUUCGCAGAAUAAGGCAGCGGAGCAACAGUGACAUCACCAUAAGUGAACUUGACGUGGAUAGCUUUGAUGAGUGUGUCUCACCCACAUACAAGACUGGGCCGUCACUGCACAGGGAAUAUGGUAGCACAUCUUCCAUUGACAAGCAGGGAACAUCUGGGGAAAGCUUUUUUGAUUUGUUAAAGGGCUACAAAGAUGACAAAUCUGAUCGAGGUCCAACUCCAACCAAGCUCAGUGACUUUCUCAUCACCGGUGGGGGCAAGGGUUCUGGCUUCUCUUUGGAUGUUAUUGAUGGGCCAAUUUCACAAAGAGAGAACCUCAGGCUUUUUAAGGAAAGGGAAAAACCACUCAAGCGGCGUUCCAAGUCUGAAACUGGAGAUUCAUCCAUUUUUCGUAAAUUACGCAAUGCCAAAGGUGAAGAACUUGGGAAAUCGUCGGACCUUGAAGACAACCGAUCAGAAGAUACUGUCAGGCCUUGGACAUGUCCAAAGUGCUUUGCCCACUAUGAUGUCCAGAGCAUAUUGUUUGAUUUGAAUGAGGCGAUUAUGAACAGGCACAAUGUUAUUAAAAGGAGAAACACUACCACAGGAGCUUCAGCAGCUGCCGUGGCAUCCUUGGUCUCUGGACCUUUAUCCCAUUCAGCCAGUUUCAGCUCACCAAUGGGCAGUACAGAGGACCUGAAUUCCAAAGGAAGCCUUGGCAUGGACCAGGGAGACGAUAAAAGCAAUGAACUUGUAAUGAGCUGUCCAUAUUUUCGGAAUGAGAUAGGUGGAGAAGGUGAAAGGAAAAUCAGCCUAUCCAAGUCGAAUUCUGGCUCGUUUAGUGGGUGUGAAAGUGCCUCCUUUGAGUCUACCCUCAGCUCCCAUUGCACAAACGCUGGAGUGGCAGUACUUGAAGUGCCCAAGGAAAACUUGGUGUUACAUCUAGAUAGAGUGAAAAGAUACAUCGUGGAACAUGUAGACCUCGGUGCCUACUAUUAUAGGAAAUUUUUCUACCAGAAGGAACACUGGAACUAUUUUGGGGCUGAUGAGAAUCUUGGUCCGGUGGCUGUGAGCAUCCGAAGGGAAAAACCAGAAGAAAUGAAAGAAAAUGGAUCUCCAUACAACUACAGAAUAAUUUUUAGAACUAGUGAGCUCAUGACAAUGAGAGGCUCUGUCCUGGAAGAUGCCAUUCCCUCCACGGCAAAGCACUCAACAGCCAGAGGGCUGCCUCUGAAAGAGGUGUUGGAGCACGUGAUCCCCGAGCUCAAUGUCCAGUGCCUGCGACUGGCCUUCAACACUCCCAAAGUCACAGAGCAGCUCAUGAAGCUGGAUGAGCAAGGGCUGAACUAUCAGCAGAAGGUAGGCAUCAUGUACUGCCGAGCUGGCCAGAGCACUGAAGAAGAGAUGUACAACAAUGAAUCAGCGGGCCCUGCCUUUGAAGAGUUUCUUCAGCUCUUGGGAGAACGAGUUCGCCUAAAAGGAUUUGAGAAGUAUCGUGCACAGCUUGACACCAAAACUGACUCCACUGGAACCCAUUCUCUGUACACAACAUACAAAGACUAUGAAAUUAUGUUCCAUGUUUCUACCAUGCUCCCGUACACACCUAACAACAAGCAACAGCUCCUACGGAAGCGGCACAUUGGCAAUGACAUUGUAACAAUCGUUUUCCAAGAGCCCGGAGCACAGCCAUUUAGCCCAAAAAACAUUCGGUCUCACUUUCAGCAUGUUUUCGUCAUUGUCAGGGCUCACAGCCCCUGUACUGACAGUGUCUGCUACAGUGUGGCCGUCACCAGGUCAAGAGAUGUGCCUUCCUUUGGACCACCCAUCCCUAAAGGGGUCACUUUCCCCAAGUCAAAUGUGUUCAGGGACUUCCUUUUGGCCAAAGUGAUAAAUGCAGAAAAUGCUGCUCAUAAAUCAGAAAAGUUCCGGGCCAUGGCAACUCGGACCCGCCAGGAAUACCUGAAAGAUCUGGCAGAAAAGAAUGUCACCAACACGCCUAUUGACCCUUCUGGCAAGUUUCCAUUCAUCUCUCUGGCCUCAAAGAAGAAGGAAAAGUCGAAGCCAUAUCCAGGAGCUGAGCUCAGUAGCAUGGGGGCCAUUGUGUGGUCAGUCCGGGCCAAAGACUACAACAAGGCUAUGGAAAUAGACUGCCUUCUUGCGAUCUCCAAUGAGUUCAUCAUCCUCAUUGAACAGGAAACAAAGAGCGUGGUUUUCAAUUGUUCCUGCAGAGAUGUGAUAGGGUGGACUUCAACUGACACCAGCCUCAAAAUCUUCUAUGAGCGAGGAGAGUGUGUGUCAGUGGAGAGCUUCCUUAGCAAUGAGGAUAUCAAAGAGAUUGUCAAAAGACUACAGUUUGUUUCAAAAGGUUGUGAAUCUGUGGAAAUGACUCUGCGCAGGAAUGGGCUAGGACAGCUUGGCUUCCAUGUGAACUACGAGGGCAUCGUGGCAGAUGUGGAACCCUAUGGCUAUGCCUGGCAGGCAGGGCUGAGGCAGGGCAGUCGCCUGGUGGAGAUCUGCAAGGUGGCAGUGGCCACCCUGAGCCAUGAACAGAUGAUUGAUCUCCUGAGAACAUCCGUCACGGUGAAAGUUGUCAUCAUUCCCCCCCAUGAUGACUGUACCCCACGGAGGAGUUGCUCAGAAACCUACCGCAUGCCAGUGAUGGAGUACAAAAUGAACGAAGGUGUUUCAUAUGAGUUCAAGUUUCCCUUCCGAAAUAAUAACAAGUGGCAGCGGAAUGCCAACAAAGGGUCUCAUUCACCUCAAGUCCCAUCCCAGGUGCAGAGUCCCAUGACCUCCCGGCUGAGUGCUGGGAAAGGAGACGGGAAGAUGCCUCCUCCAGAAAGAGCUGCCAACAUUCCUCGAAGCAUCUCCAGUGAUGGGCGCCCACUGGAGAGACGGCUGUCUCCUGGUUCGGACAUCUAUGUGACAGUCUCAUCCAUGGCUUUAGCAAGAUCCCAAUGUCGUAACUCCCCUAGCAACCUGUCUUCAUCCAGCGAGACUGGCUCUGCGGGGGGCACCUACAGACAAAAAUCCAUGCCUGAAGGGUUUGGAGUGAGUCGCAGAUCUCCAGCCUCCAUCGACAGGCAGAACACCCAGUCAGACAUUGGUGGCAGUGGAAAAUCCACACCCAGCUGGCAAAGAAGUGAGGAUAGCAUUGCUGACCAAAUGGAGCCUACAUGCCAUCUCCCAGCAGUAUCAAAGGUACUGCCAGCUUUCCGAGAGAGCCCCAGUGGGAGAUUAAUGCGGCAGGAUCCUGUGGUCCAUUUGUCUCCAAACAAACAAGGGCAUUCUGAUAGCCACUACUCAAGCCACUCCAGUAGCAAUACCCUUUCCAGCAAUGCAUCGAGUGCCCACAGCGACGAGAAGUGGUAUGAUGGGGACCGUCCAGAAUCUGAACUCAACAGCUAUAACUAUCUGCAGGGCACCUCUGCUGACAGUGGUAUCGACACCACCUCCUAUGGCCCCAGCCACGGUAGCACAGCCUCCCUGGGGGCAGCCACCUCGUCGCCCCACUCGGGGCCAGGCAAGGAGAAAGUGGCUCCCCUGUGGCACAGCUCCAGUGAAGUGCUCUCCAUGGCAGAUCGGACUUUAGAGACAGAGAGCCACAGCACGGACCGGAAAACAGAGUCCUCCCUGAGCCUGGACAUCCACAGCAAGGGCCAAGGUGGCUCGAGCCCUCUGACAAGGGAAAACAGCACUUUCAGUAUAAACGAUGCUGCUUCCCACACCAGUACCAUGAGCUCCCGUCACUCUGCCAGCCCAGUCGUUUUCUCCAGUGCUAGAAGUUCACCUAAAGAAGAGCUUCAUCCUGCCACCUCCUCGCAGCUCGCACCUUCCUUCUCCUCUUCCUCCUCCUCCUCCUCUGGUCCUAGGACUUUCUACCCUCGUCAAGGAGCUACUAGCAAGUACCUGAUUGGAUGGAAAAAACCUGAAGGAACUAUUAACUCCGUGGGAUUUAUGGACACAAGAAAGCGUCAUCAGAGUGAUGGAAAUGAGAUAUCCCACACCAGGCUGCGUGCCUCAACGAGGGACCUCCGGGCAUCUCCCAAGCCAAUCUCCAAGUCCACCAUUGAGGAGGAUCUAAAGAAACUCAUUGACCUUGAAAGCCCAACUCCUGAAUCACAGAAGAACUUUAAGUUCCACGCGCUAUCCUCUCCUCAGUCUCCUUUCCCCCCGACCCCCACCUCACGGCGAGCCUUGCACAGGACGCUGUCAGAUGAGAGCAUUUACAGUGGUCAGAGGGAGCACUUCUUCACCUCAAGGGCUUCGCUUCUGGACCAAGCCCUGCCCAACGACGUCCUUUUCAGCAGCACAUACCCAUCUCUCCCCAAAUCCCUCCCGCUGCGGAGACCAUCUUACACUUUAGGAAUGAAGUCGUUGCAUGGAGAGUUCUCUGCCUCAGACAGCUCCCUCACUGACAUCCAGGAGACCCGAAGGCAGCCCAUGCCUGACCCUGGCCUGAUGCCCCUGCCUGACACUGCCGCAGAUUUGGAUUGGUCCAACUUGGUAGAUGCUGCCAAAGCAUAUGAGGUCCAGAGAGCCUCAUUUUUUGCUGCUAGUGAUGAAAACCAUCGGCCCCUGAGUGCAGCAUCCAACAGUGAUCAGCUUGAGGAACAGGCUCUGGUCCAGAUGAAGUCAUACAGCAGUAAGGAUUCCUCUCCCACUCUGGCUUCUAAAGUGGAUCAGUUGGAAGGUAUGCUGAAGAUGCUUCGUGAAGAUUUAAAGAAGGAGAAGGAAGACAAGGCUCACCUUCAGGCCGAAGUCCAGCACUUGCGUGAGGACAACUUGAGGUUGCAGGAGGAGUCACAGAACGCCUCAGACAAGCUGAAGAAGUUCACAGAGUGGGUGUUCAACACCAUAGAUAUGAGCUAGGGACAGCUGAGGGGAGAGGAGAAGGGCACGCCGUGUUCUCUAGUAAGCCCCUGAAGCCCCUCAUUCAUGCCUUGGAAAGCAUUCUCAGAGCAGCUUCCUCAGCUUCCCACUUGGCCCCCUUUUGGGGAGUGCACAACACAAUUGCAGAUCAACAAUCAUUAUCUGCCUUUUGUAGAAAAGCAAAACAAAAAAGUAAAUAAAAAAUUUUAAAAAGUAAAAUAAAA
Molecule: messenger RNA, 6519 nt
Organism: Castor canadensis (American beaver)
Lineage: Eukaryota; Metazoa; Chordata; Mammalia; Rodentia; Castoridae
Source: RefSeq, a predicted model, not a curated record